UAUGCAUAAUCAUAAGGACAGUGUCAGUGUGGGAUAAGUUCAUUCACUGGGCAGACAGCGACUAUGGCGGCUAGGAUAGGAGGCAGUGUUCUGGUGACAGGGUCUAACCGCGGAAUCGGUCUAGAGGUAGUCCGUCAGCUGGCAGAGUCCACCAGUCCUCCAGCCCAGAUCUUUGCCGGGUGUCGAGAUCUGUAUGGAGCUCAGGCACUGAAGGAGCUGGCACAGCGGCAUCCCCAACUGGUCACUAUUGUGAGAUUGGAUGUUGCAGACCCAUUCAGUAUAUCCGAGGCCUCCAGGGUGGUUGGUGAUAAACUGAUUGACGGCAGCCUGAAUUUAAUCAUUAACAACGCUGCCAUUAAUGUCCCUGUCGUGAACGACGGGAAUAACCACCCUGGCACACUGGCAGUGACGGGCAAGAAGGAGAUGGUGGAUUUGUUUGUCACCAACGCAGUGGGACCCAUGCUCAUUGCUAAGGAGUUCAGGUCAUACCUGCAGAAGGCAGCUGACCAAUCAGGUCCUGCGACAACAGGGAUGUCCUGUAGCAGGGCAGCCAUCAUCAACAUCUCCACUCUGCUGUCCUCAGUUGAGAAGUGUCCUGAGACAUUCUCCAUGGCCCCUAUGUAUCCUUACAGAGCCAGCAAGGCAGCGCUGAACAUGCUGACACGCUGCCUGGCAGAGGACUUCAAGAGGGAUGGGAUUCUGGUCAUGGCCAUCCACCCUGGCUGGGUGAAAACUGACAUGGGAGGCCCACAUGCACCGGUGAAGACUGAGGACAGUGCCAAAGGCAUGCUGCAUGUGAUGUCAACCCUCACAGAGAAGCACAAUGGCAGCCUUCUGGACUGGGAAGGGAAUGGUAUCCCAUGGUGAUGUUCCAGGCCAAUGGUCCAGUCUCUGGGACCAAUAGACUUAGACUUCUGAGUUCUUUGAAAAAAUCUCUUAGUAUGACUGAAUAAUGUUUUGUCUUCUUAAAGGGGAGUCUGUAGUCUGUAAUCUCAUUUUUCAUUCUGAUUCAAUUGCUGGGCAUUUCUUAACUCAAUAAACUGACUGCAAGACUCUCA
Coregonus clupeaformis (lake whitefish) is the source of this 1058-nucleotide messenger RNA. RefSeq lists its product as uncharacterized. The coding region runs from base 64 to 867 and encodes 267 amino acids. The record is from RefSeq and is a predicted model, not a curated record. The transcript has 6 exons. NCBI's taxonomy places the organism in Eukaryota, Metazoa, Chordata, Actinopteri, Salmoniformes, Salmonidae.